Messenger RNA from Triticum aestivum (bread wheat), 1496 nucleotides. RefSeq lists its product as uncharacterized. Bases 107 to 1048 code for a protein of 313 amino acids. The record is from RefSeq and is a predicted model, not a curated record. The transcript has 2 exons. Lineage: Eukaryota; Viridiplantae; Streptophyta; Magnoliopsida; Poales; Poaceae.
UCUCCGCCUCUGCCCACCACCUCCGUUACUCCUCCCUCGCCGCUCCACUCCUCUCGCCGCCGGCCGUCGGGAAGCUCCAUCAGCUCGAUCCAGCGGCUUGACAGCCAUGUCGGGGAGCUACUCCUCGCGGCUCCGCGCCGGGGGCGGCGGCGGGGGCCUGGGCGCGACGACGGUGCUGGCGGCCAAGGUGGCGUUCGCGUCGGCCGCGCUGGCCGCGGCCGCGUGCAUGGUGCCGCAGCUCGUGUCCGGCGCCGACGCCUUCCUCUGGAAGCUCUACCUCUUCGUCACCGUGCACGUCAUCAUCUUCGUCAUCUGGAAGCUCUCCGACAGCAAGCACUUCCACGCCGCGCAGCAGCAGCACAAGGACCCCUGGGCGCCGUCGCCGCUCCACCACCCCGCUGCCGCGGCGCCCCCGCUGCUGACGGAGCCGGCCGUGCUGGCCGCCGUCAAGCGCAGGGUGGACUUCGCGCCCGCCCCCGCCGUCUUCUCCGCCGCGCCGGCCGAGGUGUACCGCGUGCCCCCGCCCGUGUCGCGCUGGCACGAGGCUGCCGACUCGGCGGUGGUCGAGGAGGUCGUCUCCCCUGUCUCAUUCGGCGGCGAGUCGUGCGUCACCACGGAGUCCGAUGAGGACGCUUCCUCCGCCGCCGUGUCAGCCUACAUCGCCACCGCCGACGAGGGCAGGAGCGUCUCGCCUGGACUGGCGCCCGCACGGGAACACGCGGUCCUCGAGCGUGGGGUCUCCCUGCCCCCUCGCCGGGCUACCGCGCCCACGGACGAACACUUCGACGGCGCCGACGACAACCACGACGGCGGCGGCGGCGACGACGACCUGGACGCGACGUGGAACGCCAUCAUGCAGAAGACGCGCCCGGCGACGGCGCCGGCCGCAUCCACCACCUCCCCUCCAGCCCCACGCUCGUCGCCUCCCCGGCCAACCCCAUCGCCGCGGCCGCGAGCCCGGGAGCCUUCCGUCGGCGCGGCGGAGCUGAGCAAGCGGUCAGAGGAUUUCAUCAAGAAGAUCCACAACUCCUUCGGCCGGCACCAAUAAUCCCACCCACCCACCCACCAUCAUCCCCAAAAUCCCAAGCCAAUCCAAAUCAAAAAUUUCUCGGCUGUGUAAAGAUCAUAUCCCCUUAAAUUAGUCUUUCUUCUUCCCUUCCUGGUGUGCCCUGUACCGAUCGCCGGAGCAGAGGCGAGGCGAGCUCGUCAGAACCGCCACAUUUAGCCUGUGAAGGUUCUGGAUGUUCUGGAUGGAUGGUGGUGCUGUGGGACUAGCAGUGUGGCUGGCUGGAGAUGAUCCUGACCUUUUAAUGUGCUGAAAUGAUGGUUUGGUUGGUGCAUGCUUGGUUGUUAGGUUAUCUCUUUGUUUUUUGGGUGGUUCUAUUCCCCUCUGGUGGUGGCCUGGACCUGCAUCUGUUCUUGGUUGCUUUCCAUACUACAGCUCUUAUACAGAUUAUCACAACAGUGCUUUUUUUAUGACAUCACAACAGUGCAAA